Messenger RNA from Lethenteron reissneri (Far Eastern brook lamprey), 3552 nucleotides. Its product is annotated as thrombomodulin-like. Gene Ontology annotation, cellular component: external side of plasma membrane; extracellular matrix. Gene Ontology annotation, molecular function: extracellular matrix binding; calcium ion binding; extracellular matrix protein binding. Lineage: Eukaryota; Metazoa; Chordata; Hyperoartia; Petromyzontiformes; Petromyzontidae. Gene Ontology annotation, biological process: cell migration. The record is from RefSeq and is a predicted model, not a curated record.
UCCGCGAUUCAAGUAGCAGCGGACGACAGGCGGACGGGACACGGAGACGACGCGGACGACAGGCGGACGGGACACGGAGACGACGCGGACGACAGGCGGACAGGACACGGAGACGACACGAGGAGGUGGAGACGCGGAGACAGAGGUGGUGGUGGUGGUGGGGGGGUAACAGAGGGCGAACAACAGCACCGUGCAGUGGAAGACGGGAAGGAGAUCGGCAGGAGAAGGAGCGCAUACCAGUCGGGAACAACAACACCCUGCGCAGCGACGUAGAAAGGCGCCGGGUAAGAAGCGCUUCGUGGUGGAGCAGUCGCACGUUCUCCGCUUCUUACAGAGGAUUACAUCUGAGCCGUGUCACACAUCCGAUGAUGCCACUCGCCAUCAGAUCCACUGAAUAAAACAACGCAACAAACCAGUGAGAAGGAAAGCACUAAAAAUAUACAACUAAAAUCAUGCCUGUCGCCGCAUUCCUCCUGCUGGCAACACUAGCGCAUCUUCCUCCAGCGCUGCUGCUUCGCGACGGCCACUCGUGCGAGGACCACCGAUGCUACUCCGUGCACCUCUCCGCGCGUCCGCUGACCCUACGGGAGGCUUGGGGCCAUUGCCACAGGAUGACUCGUGGACGGGGAUACUUGGCGACGGUGCGCAGCCCCGCCGAAGCACGGCAGCUCAGGUCCCUGCUCGACACGGUCGCUCCAGACUCCCCCACCGAGCUGUGGCUGGGCCUGCGGAGGGACCGGCGGGCAUGUGAGGAGCUCCCUGGUGUGGGGGGGCCACUGCGGGGAUUCGUCUGGACCAUGGGAGAAGGAGCUGAGGGGGGUGCCGGCGCCGGUGAUGGAACCUAUGCAGCGUGGCAGCAGAAUGAACCAGCGCUGAGCUGCUCACUCGCACACUGCGCCACCUUGUCACGCGCGGGCAAGGGGGAAGCGCGGGCGGCCGUCGUGGAGUGGAGGCCGCGCUACUGCGCCGACGCAACGGGUGUGCGGGGCGUCGCGUGCCGCUGGGCACAGGAGGGAAACGGCGGAGAGCGGCGGAGGGCCGGCGGCCGUGGAGAGUGGGAGGGAGAACAAGGAGAGGGGGGAUGGGUAGAGGGAGCUGGGCGAGAGGGAGAGCGACUCAGAAGGGACGCAAAUGCUUGCCAGCCGGGCUACGCAUUCAAUGCUGUCUCCAACGAUUGUGAGGACGUGGACGAGUGCGAUGACUUUCAUGUGUGCGAGAAUGGGCUGUGCGACAACGCGGAGGGCUCCUUCACGUGCGACUGCUUUCCAGGCUAUUCCAAGGUGAAUGACACGGCGUGCGAGGAUGUGGAUGAGUGCCAGGAGGACCACUUGUGCAACCAGUGGGAAUGCAUCAACAGGAGCGGCUCCUACGAGUGCAGCUGCCCCGCCGGGUACAAGCAGCACGCCAAUGGCCUCAACUGCAUCGACGUGGACGAAUGCUCGGACAGGAGUCGGGGCGGAUGCGCGCACGCUUGCGUCAACUUGGAAGGUAGCUACGCGUGCGAGUGCAAGUCCGGUUACGAGCUGGGGCCGGACGGGAAGUCGUGCUCGGAAAAUCCAGCUGUCGUGGUCACCAGUUUGGAGUCGACAACGACGACGACGAUGGCGAUGACGACGACGACGAUGAUGAUGACGUCGAACGAGAUGGCUCUGCUCGCCAAUGCUCAACCAUCGCCGGGUGCUCUGUCGAAGGGUCCUGCGACUGGCCCGCUUUUGUGGCUGCUGCUGGGCACAGUGUCACUGGCGGCGUGCGCGAUGGCCGGCAUCCUGCUCUACCGCCGCUACUACCGUGGCAGCCGGCGGCAGAACAAGGCGGCCAAAGAUGGCACCAGCGUCGCGGACGGUUCUGUGCGCGGCCAAGACUUGGGGCCGGAAUCGCGACCACUUGCUGCGAUGGAAGUGUCGCUGUGAUGCGAACGGCGGCCGACGAUAAGCCUCUUUUUUUUGGGCGCAAGUAGGAAAAAUAUACGGAUAGGCCGGGACAAAUUGUCAGACGUACCGCGAAUUGUAAUGUAGGGUGUUAGCUGCGAGGAGGCUGGGAGAUCACAGUUAAAGUUUGUGGGUUUUCUCCGGUUUCUCCAAUUUGCUGCCACAAGAAGCCAAGCACGAGUUGGCCAAAUGUAUUGUAUCGUGGACCUUAGAUUGGCAUUUGCUCACAUAUCAGUAUAUAGCUGUCGUUUUUGAAUCUCACAAGCAGUGAGGCUGUUCAUCAGUUUUAUGAAAGUAAGACUUAGUGCCUUUGUAUGUAUGUAUGUAAGUUGAACUUCUUUCGCACUGUACGUAGCCAACCGUGAUAAUCGGAGGUCAUUGACCAAAUCGCUCGUAAUGCGCCCAACCUCGCCAGAUCUCCAAAACUGAACAGGAUUGAGGUUGAAAAGUGCAUGGAUGGGUGACCACCGUGCAUAAAAACUGGUGUUGUCUGCUGCUGUGGGGCGACGUUGUUAGCAGAGGGAAGUGCAGCAAAAUCAGUUGUUGUACCCUACUUCUAUGUGCCCUGCCUUCACGAACACACACACUGAACAGCCUGGUAUAUUAACCCCCAUGACCAGCACGGCAUGGGGAGGCCUUCAUACAGCAAUGGAUUGACAAGAGGGCUGCACGUGUACACAAGUACAUGACUUCAGAAUCAGAAUAUGUAUUUAGACUGUAGGAAUCAAAUUAGCUCUGUUUCACAGAUGUCCAGUUAGGGCGGAUCAACAAGACUUGAAAGUGACCCCAAUGUAGAGAAUGUUGCAUAAUUUGGCUAACCCGUAAACUGUUGAAAGUCCCCUGUGUAUCGUUGCUUCAACAAGAACAUGCAAAUCUUCAAAUGCCCAUAUCUGUGUUUCCGCCCAAAUCAUUGGGAAAUGUGGCCAAUGCCGUCAGAUCUCACAAAGCUAAGCAAAAAUUAGCCUGGACAGUGUUUUAAUGGGUGACCACCAUGCACACCAGGUCACCCACUGGGAACUAGGGCUGAACGAUUAAUCGAUUUCAAAUCGAAAUCGCAAUUUGAAACAAUGCGAUUAGCAAAUUGAAAAGGCUGCAAUUUUUUGCGAUUUGAAAAGUAAUUUCUUAUUGGAAUUUUUUAUUUUUUAUUAUUAUAACUUUAUUUAUUUAAAUUAACACUUGUUCUAUGUUUGAUUGUUCUAUUUCAAUUCAAACAUUUUAAUAAAUAUAUGUUGGAAGCAAUUCAUAUCUUUUAAGUUCUCAUCCCUGCAUUGAAAUAUAUAGAGCUGUUCAUAUUUUGAUGGAACCAUGUGGUAAUGCUCCAUCACAUGUUUUAAAUCUAUUACACAGUGAAUAUUGAACUGAAGCUUGACUUAAAAAAAUGUAAUCGCAAAUCAAAUCGCAAUAUCUGUCAGAAAAAUCGCAAUUCAAUAUUUUCCCCAAAUCGUUCAGCCCUAAUGGGAACAUGCAGCUACGAGCUGGGCACACGAGGGCAGUGCAGCAAAAACUAUUGUUGUGUACAGUACUGUACUUUAAUGCCCCCUAGUCUAUGCUGCCUGCCUUCACCGACCCGUACCGUAAUGCAUUUGGUCAAAUAAUAUCAAUAAUUCUAGAUUUGAAGCUUUCG